Molecule: messenger RNA, 4957 nt
Organism: Bemisia tabaci
Lineage: Eukaryota; Metazoa; Arthropoda; Insecta; Hemiptera; Aleyrodidae
Gene: Su(var)3-3
Product: lysine-specific histone demethylase Su(var)3-3
Biological process (GO): microtubule-based movement; chromatin remodeling; regulation of DNA-templated transcription
Cellular component (GO): kinesin complex; microtubule; nucleus
Molecular function (GO): chromatin binding; oxidoreductase activity; transcription factor binding
Source: RefSeq, a predicted model, not a curated record
UCCUCUUCAAAUAAAAUUUAAAAACUGAGAUAGUUCUAUGUUUCAAAGGCAAAAUUUGUCGUGGAUGAGUGGAAAUGGUAAAUACUCUAUUGGGCGAUGCAAGCCGCGCGAUGCAAAUUUUGACGCUCUCCAUGACGGCAGUACUGUUCAUUGAAACUUGUAACUGCUUUUGCACCGAGUGUUCUGGGAUGAAGUAUUUUUAUUAAGUUUAUUGAAUUUGCGCCCCAAGCCUCAAGAUGAAACAAGCUUGGCCAAAAAGAAAUCAGCAGCCUAACAAGAAACAGUCGAAAAGUGUUGCUCAGAGAGAUUCAUUGCAAGUUUUUUGCCGUCUGAGACCAACCAACGCUUCAGAGACAUGUAUCAAAGUGAUCUCUGAUACUGUCAUCCAAGUGACUACCCCAGAAUCAUACGCCAGCGCUCGAAAUGUGUCCGUCAAGCAAAUGCAGUACACAUUCCAGAAAGUUUUCGAUGAGAGAAGCACUCAACAACAAGUGUUCAGUGAAAUGGCCUUGCCUCUUGUGGAUCAUCUGAUUCAUGGGAGAAAUGGUUUACUGUUCACUUAUGGUGUCACUGGCAGUGGCAAGACUUACACUAUGAGUGGGAUACCAUCAGAUGUCGGUAUAAUGCCCCGUUGCCUGGACAUUUUAUUCAAUUCUAUUGGAAGUCUCCAAGCCAAGAAAUUUAUGUUUAAACCUGACAAACUGAAUGGAUUUGAUGUUCAGACAGAAGCAGAAGCUUUGCUAGAUCGUCAAGCUGAAAUAAAUAGCAGAUCUCGCCCUGGUCUCAGGAAAGAUAAAGAUCUCGGUUCAGAUCCAAACUUAAAUCAUAGAACAGUUGAUACAACCAAAAUUGAUGGUGUUGAUGAGGACAAUGCUUACGCUGUUUUUAUCACAUACAUUGAGAUCUACAAUAACUAUGUAUAUGACUUGCUUGGUGAAUUUUCUGAUGGUGAUAGUCGAUCAAAGGUUUCUUUAUUGAAAUUAAUAAGAGAAGAUGCUGCUCACAAUAUGUACAUACAUGGAGUGAACGAAGUAGAAGUAAAGUCUCCAGAGGAAGCAUUUGAGUUGUAUCACAAAGCCCAGAAACGAAGAAGGAUCGCCCCGACCAUGUCCAAUGCAGAAUCCAGUAGGGGUCACUCGGUGUUUACCAUUCGCUUAGUUCAGGCACCUCUGGAUAUUCAAGGAGACCAAAUCAUCCAAGAUCGAAAAAUGAUUGGCAUCAGCCAAUUAUCGCUUGUAGAUCUUGCUGGUGCGGAACGGACCAGUCGAACGCAGAAUGAAGGACAGCGUUUGAAAGAAACAGGAAAAAUCAACAACUCUUUGAUGACUUUACGAAAAUGCCUGGAUACUCUCCGUGAAAAUCAGCUAACCGGAAACUGUUCCAAGAUCCCUCCUUAUCGUGAGUCUCGCCUGACUCAACUGUUCAAGAACUAUUUUGAAGGAGAAGGAUAUGUAAGGAUGAUCAUUUGUGUGAACCCAGCGGCUGAAGAUUAUAGCGAAACUCUACACGUGAUGAAUUUCUCGGAAGUUUCUCAAGAAGUGCAAGUCACUGCACCAACUCCAAUGAAACCUGUCUUGGAUAACAGAUUUACUCCUGGCAGGAGGAAGGCAAAUCAGAUUUUCAGAAAAGCUCUCAAAGAAAUUGAGGAUAAUGGAAGCACUGAUUCAGCUCACAUUCCAAUUGACGUAGGAUUAGUAUAUUCGUUAGGUCCUGCAUUUCCUCCCAUGGAAUUACUUGAUCCAAAUGAUGAUCAAAUCAUUAAAAAUUUGGCCCGUUUUCUGGAAGCAAGAGCUAAUCGUAGGGCAGAGCUUAUGGCGGAUAUUGCAGAGAGAUGUGCCAACUUCAGGGUUCAGCUGUUAGAUGUCGAGAAAGAUCGUGUGUUGAAGGACCAGGAGAAUCUGUCUCUCAAGGCAAUGUUGGAUCAAAAUAAAAAGAAAAUGAGAUCCAUAGAAACCAAAACAGUCGAUGAUGAUUCAAAAAUUUGUAAUCUUCAAAGAGAACUGGAAGAUUAUACCAGUAAAUACAAAGCAGUGAAGGAAAAGUUAAACGAGGCGGAAAUGAAGUUGCAGCAGUUGGAAGAAGAGAAAAUGAGAGACAAGCAGCGGUACAAUAACAAAGUAGCCACCAAAACUAAGGAGCUUUCAAGGGAGUUUGAGCUGAAGAUGAGGGAAGAAAAAGAACUAAUUGAGCAAAAUCUCCGUGACAAGGAAAGGAGGAUGAAAAUAGCCCGCAGGGCCCUUGCUCCCGGAGAGAGUAUUUCCUCUUCAUCAUCGACAGACAAUCAUCACGGAGUCUUUACGAGGUCAAGAAGGAGAUCAGCCGAAAGUACGAUCAGCUCAGACAGCGAUGCUAAAGUGCCUAGAUUAGAGACGAAAAAAGAAGGACCCAAAACUUUUGUCGCAGUGAGCAGCAUCAGGGGUCACAGGAGAUCGCGCUCGAUGAGUCACGACCAAUGGCUGCACCAUCAGCCACCAACACCAGUGAAAUUGGGCACAGUUUUCCAACCAAUCAUGAAAAAGAGGAAAUCCGUCACUAAGUUGACCGAUGUCAAAGAUGUUACUGAUUCCAAAACGAAUAAAUAUUGUCUUGUCGCGCAGAAUCAAGACACAGAUGGAGAGCUUGAAACUCAUCUGUACAAGGGUGAUGUUGUUCCUACCGCUGUUGGGGGAGCGCAAGUUAUCUUAACAGAUGUUGAAACAUUGAAGAUAACAUCACCGGUGACUUCGCCGGUGAAGAAAAGAGUUGCUGCCUACAAUGCCGCAAUCAGUAAGCCAAAAGACGUGGAAUCCAGGUGUCAAACGGCAAUUGAAGGACACUGCAAGCGAUUUCGUCGCUAAUUGAUAGUUGAUCUUCCACCCAGUGGCUAUGAUCUACCAAUUUAUUUUAUUAUAUCUUGUGAUAUUUAUCGAACAUUUUAAGGCGUAUGUAUUUAAGGCCAAGGUUCUUAAACUUUUUGAUCCAUUUUUCAAUGAAGCAAUAUUCGAGAAUUCUCAGGUUGUCUCCAGUACCUGUUUUCGAAAGUACUUAACUUAUUUUUUUAUCACAUUUUUAAUGCAGAAUAUUUUUGUACCUAACCAAGUUUUGCAUCCAAACUUUUAUAUUUCAAUUUAAUGUGUUUGUGUGAUUUUUCAGAAAUCAAACAUUUCAGUUUUCAGUCUCAUUUCAGAGACUUGAGAAAUGCGUGUUUUCUUCGAGUGUUAAGUUUUAUGGACUAUCGAAUUUAUUCAACUUUGUAUUCUCCUGAUUCGGAGAAAAUCUUUAUAUAUAAUUGAAAGGACUAUUUAUUCUCCUUUUGAAAAGAGUACAAACCUAACUAUACAAUUACUUAUGAGACAUCUCUUUGGAACCCUCUAAAACUUGCAGCACCUCAAGUAAGAAUAUUCUUAUGACAUUUUAUAUUGAAGUAAUUUUCAACAACUCUGAACAAACAGUCCAAUUGAACAGUGCAAAUUGAAAAUCAAGAAGACUUGCGAUAUUUUUUAGGCCUUCUUUUCCAAGUUAUUCCUGACUCCUUCACCAUCAAAUCCUUUAAAUGAAUAUCGGAUGAACUGUAGACGACUUUUGUUCAAGGAUUAUGCAUAAAAAUAUCUCAAAAUUUUGAUUCACCGUAUUGAUAAGGUGGUUAAGUGCUGAAUGAAGCAGCCUGUAAGUCUAUCCGUGCUGACUGGAUCCUAUCUUCCCCUUUUAAUACGUUCGGUCGAUUUUGUUCAUCGUCUUGUCAGCUGUGUCGGAAUUUGAAAGGUCUUAUCUGUAAAAAAUUUUCUUGGACCUUUGAAAAACCAUCCUUGGAAAUUCCGAGGCCCUUCAAAUGAGGUUGUUUCCUGUCUCUCUCACUCAAAGUACUUAACUCAUUUUUUCAUUAUAUUUUUUUACGCAGAAUGUACAGUCCUUAAAGUUCCAAGUGAUCAAAGAAACUGUUUUUACCAUUUUAAUCCGAGAAUUUUCCUUGCUCUUUUCUUUUUCCUAGUUUUAUAAAUAUUGAUUGGUAAAAGGAAGUGCCUCUGUGCCAUGCAAACGAAGAACGUUGUAUGAGCCUUCGCACAUUGUCAAGUUUCCUUUGAUGCAACUCAAAUUAUCAGAAAACUUGAGAAUAUUUUCUGUCAAAUUUUCCAGAAAAUCAUAGUAAUGUGAUCUAAAACAUCUGAAACUUUCAAGUUGAAAUCUUCAUAAUUUUUCUCAAAAAUUAAUGUUCUACAGGGAAAAAUUUGGCAUUGAGUGAAUGUUUGUACGGCAUUUUUUGUUAGCAUGGCAACAUACUUGUCCUUGUGCUAUCUAUUCAGAAGAGUUAUGCUACAUGGAAGUCAAAUUAUUUAUCAAGACGAGUGAACGUAGUCAGAUAACUAUUAACAGCAAAAAAUGAUUCAGCAAAACAUGUCAGUAGAGAAGUAUUUUUUGUGCGCUGAAAUGUGUAAAUAAGGACCUUUUUAAUUUAAUUAAUUGCUACCUGAAAGGUAGCGUUCUUGAAACAUAACCAAAAAUUACCUCUGACUUUAGAAAAAGUAUUCAGAAGUCCUUAAAACACCUGAAAAAUCGAAACAACACAGUGAUAAAAAUCUGUUUGCAAAUUCAUUCAUGGUCCAAACCCCCUUUUCACCUAUAAUCAUUUUUGAUCCAGAAAAUGACUAAUGUAGGUAAAAAUUCAAGAGAUAUUCUACAAUUGCAAGCAUUGGUAUUCAAAUUUUGAGGUUUUAACUUGAUCUAGUUCCAUUCCAAAUAGAUACUUGUAUAUUUUUAAGCUAUUUAUUGAGACUUAGAUAUAUGCUUGUUGCAAAGAGAAAACGUGCCAAUCUUGUUAUUCGCCAACAUCAACUCAAUCUUUUAAAAAAUAUACACUCAGUUUUUGAGUCAGCAUUCACUCUUGUUCAGCUUGAAUUCUAUCUCGAUAAUGUAUCCCACUGUGUGUUUUGCUUAUUAAUCAAAAUGAUAUUUUUAUUAAAGUAUGUUUUCUAUCAUAGUA